AAUUAUUUUCGAAUUAAAUAUGUGGUUAACAGCUUAAAUAUAAUGACAGAAAGAUUUUUUUAUUUAAUAAGGCAAAUGUUGGUUAACAGAGGUUAAAGAGUAUAAACAGCAUACCAGCCGCAUUGCCCGUUUCGUUUGUUUACGCGAUGCCGCAGUUGCAAUAUGAGAGUUGUGCGGUUAAAAGGUUAAUAACGUUAUUACAGUAACAACAAAGUAUGUGAAGCCAACGCCCGCCGCACACGUUUCCCGUUUAUCCAAUACACAGCCAGCAUGUUGCCCACCUACGUGCGCCUCAACGACCCCAAGAAGCCGAUUUUUCGCAUCGCCUUCUCCAAGUUGGCCGUAAUCGCCGUUAGCCUUCCCCUAGGCGCCUUCUGUUUCUGUGUGGUGUGGUCGCUGCUCUUUGAUUUUGUGCGCUCUACGUUCACGCAUUGCGACGUGGCCAACUACUUGCCAUCGGUCUCCGCUGCAAUUGGUAAUUAUGAGCCGCAGAAGACUGUGUGGCGUCUGGCCAUCAUCCUCCACAUGCCAUUUAGACUGGCAGUGGCCAAGAUGUAUAUGGAGUACUAUAGAGAGCACAUCAGACGUAAUCGGCGCAUGUUUGGCAUCUUGGCCUGCACUCUUAAUGUGAUUGAGGACUUGGCGCUCUUCUCGCUAUCGUUGUGGACUUCAGCAGAUAACUACGAGAUCCAUCGCAACUCCUUUGUGGUAUUUAUAGCUUGCAGCGAGUGCUACAUGCUCAUUUCCUAUCUGUUAAACAGAAAUGCGCGCAGGGUGGCGAUGCUGCCCCAUGAGGAGAAGUCGCUAAAAUACAAGCGCAAUCUUUUCCUUACCAACGUCGUGGCUUUCGGCUUGGCCGGUUACUGCUUCAUGCGGCACAAUGCGCGCUGUGAAAGCGGAGUCUACACAUUCUUUGCGCUCUUCGAGUAUAUCGUAGUGCUCACAAACAUGGGAUUCCACAUGACAUCGUGCUGGGACUUUUACGCUUUAAGCGUCGUCUGCGAUGCCCGCCAAGGAUUCUAUCUAACGCAUUUGUAGCUUUAACGAAUUCUAGUAUUCUUCUUCUGUAUAUAUUGCGGUCUUAGCUUAAGCUCAAAGUUUACUUAAUUCUAUUUUAAGCAUCCAUUAAAUUAUACUUUUAAGUCAGCUUGUCAAA
Drosophila albomicans is the source of this 1156-nucleotide messenger RNA. RefSeq names its product post-GPI attachment to proteins factor 2 (gene PGAP2). The coding region runs from base 271 to 1038 and encodes 255 amino acids. The record is from RefSeq and is a predicted model, not a curated record. NCBI's taxonomy places the organism in Eukaryota, Metazoa, Arthropoda, Insecta, Diptera, Drosophilidae. Gene Ontology annotation, cellular component: endoplasmic reticulum membrane; Golgi membrane. The transcript is spliced from 2 exons. Gene Ontology annotation, biological process: GPI anchor biosynthetic process.